UUCGAAAUAUUGACAAUGGCAGCUCUACAUGUUUAGAGGCACAUGUCCUUAAUUUUCAUUAGUUCUGUACUUAAAGCGUAUGUCCUUAAUUUUCAUUAGUUCUAUACGUACUUUUUUUUAUAAUUUAUAUAAGUAGAUCUCUCUAUACCACACCUAGGUAGUUGCAGAGCUAAAUUUCUUUGGAGAAAUCUUGGGGAAUGGAUCGUUGCAAGGAGCCACUGUUAAACAACGGCGUCAAAUAUUACGAGAACUGCCCCGGCUGCAAAGUUGACCUGCGUAAAGCAACGCAAAAGGGCUAUCCUAUCAAAGACUUGAGCCUUGUUGCGUUGCUUGUUCUCUGCAAUUCUCUUCCGAUAUCUUCCUUGUUCCCGUUUCUUUAUUUUAUGGUACAGGAUUUUCAUAUUGCAAAGACACAAGAUAUUGGAUACUAUGCAGGCUACAUUGGAUCAUCCUUCAUGUUUGGGCGAUUCUUGACCUCUGCACUUUGGGGAAUGGCUGCAGAUAAAUAUGGACGCAAACCUGUUAUGCUUAUUGGUGCUGCUUCAGUAAUUAUAUUCAAUACUCUAUUUGGAAUGAGCGUUAAUUUUUGGAUGGCUAUUGCAACGAGAUUUCUUCUUGGAAGCUUCAAUGGAAUGAUUGGCCCAGUAAAGGCAUAUGCAUCAGAAGUUUGCAGAGAAGAACAUCAAGCUUUUGGGCUAUCUAUUGUUGGUACAAUGUGGGGGAUAGGUUUGAUCAUCGGUCCAGCAUUAGGAGGUUUUUUCGCUCAGCCAGCAGACAAAUAUCCAAGUAUAUUCUCAAAGAAAUCUUUAUUUGGAAGGUUCCCAUAUCUUUUGCCAUGUCUUUGUAUCUCAGUUGUUGCAGUUAUAGUUUUUGUAUCUACAUUUUGGCUUCCAGAGACACUUCAUAACCAUCCUCUAGAGAGUGAGGAGAAUAGCCAUUGUGAUUCAGAGCUUGGUACAAGAAGCAAUUCUAUUCAAGAAAAUAAUAAAGAAGAAACUACCAAAACGAAACAAGUUCACAAGAAAUCACUGCUUAAGAACUGGCCAGCAAUGGCAUCAAUUAUUGUAUAUUGUGCUUUCUCUUUGCAUGAAAUUGCAUAUUCAGAGAUAUUUUCCCUUUGGGCUGUAAGCCCUAAAGAAUAUGGAGGAUUGAGUUUUACUAGUAGUGAUGUUGGAGUUGUUUUGGCAAUCACAGGUGCCGGGCUACUGAUAUUCCAACUUCUUAUCUUCCCACCGAUGGCAAAUCUUGUUGGAGCUAUUCUUGUAACCCGUAUAUCAGCAGUAUUGACUAUACCAGUAUUGACAAUCUACCCAUUUUUUACUAUGUUGUCUGGCGUUUUUCUAUGGUUGGCGAUUAAUUCUGCAUCUUUAAUAAAAAAUAUACUUUCUAUAUCACUUGUUACGGGAACGUUCCUUAUGCUGAAUAAUGCUGUGCCUCAAGAUCAAAGAGGAGCAGCAAAUGGACUUGCCAUGACUGCAAUGUCUCUUUUCAAAACCUUAGGCCCAGCAGGUGGAGGUUCACUCUUUGCAUGGGCACAAAAGCGUCAAAAUUCAUCUUUCCUUCCAGGUAAUCAUAUGGUCUUCUUUCUCUUAAACGCUAUCCUUGUGAUAGUAGUUAUUUUGACAUUUGAGCCUUUUCUACCGCAAUCGACUGAUAGACCACACCAAGAGGACCAAAAAGACUCCAAUACUGAGCAGCAAGAACAAAGGAAGGAGCAAGAGCCACCGUUUUCUUCUUGAUCUUUUCCUACAAAUUUUUUUGUAGUCUGCAUUUGAAAAGACAGUAAAUGUUUCCUUUUAAUCAGUAUUUGUCAUUUUAAUAUUUUUCUCCAUCAAUAUUACUUUUGAAACA
Cryptomeria japonica (Japanese cedar) is the source of this 1851-nucleotide messenger RNA. RefSeq names its product probable peptide/nitrate transporter At3g43790. The transcript is spliced from 17 exons. Gene Ontology annotation, molecular function: transmembrane transporter activity. The record is from RefSeq and is a predicted model, not a curated record. Bases 198 to 1739 code for a protein of 513 amino acids. Gene Ontology annotation, biological process: transmembrane transport. Lineage: Eukaryota; Viridiplantae; Streptophyta; Pinopsida; Cupressales; Cupressaceae.